Molecule: messenger RNA, 1464 nt
Organism: Drosophila takahashii
Lineage: Eukaryota; Metazoa; Arthropoda; Insecta; Diptera; Drosophilidae
Gene: JMJD4
Product: jumonji domain containing 4
Biological process (GO): protein hydroxylation; positive regulation of translational termination
Cellular component (GO): cytoplasm; nucleus
Molecular function (GO): sequence-specific DNA binding; 2-oxoglutarate-dependent dioxygenase activity
Source: RefSeq, a predicted model, not a curated record
GUCACCCACUUUCAUAACAAAAAACAAAAUUUCCAAAUUAUCAUCAAAACAACUGCCAUUGCAUGAUUGAGGACUUGUGGAUUCUGAGGACCCACUGCCAGAUCGAAUGGCGUCAGAGGAGCGGGAUGGGGACGACGUGCUCCAGUUGCAUCCCGAGGAAAUCGGGGAAAAUGACAGACAGCUGCCCACGGAAAUCGAGCGGUGUACUGGCCUGAGUUAUAACGAUUUCUUUUGGCGUUAUAUGCACAAGAAUUUCCCGGUCAUCAUAACGGACGUCUCCAACGACUGGGAGUGCCAGAACUGGACCGUUUUCCAGGAAUCCCGGGAUCUCAACUCCAAUCCGAGUCCGUCUUCCAUCAACUUUGACUACCUCAAAACCAAGAUAUCCAACUGCCCGGUUCCAGUCGCCGAUUGUAAUUCAUCGUAUUUCAAUAGUCAUACAAAGCUGGAGCUGAACUUUCACGAUUACCUGGAGAAAUGGAGGAAUGGCAUUGAAAAUCACCCAUCAUCAUCGUCGCAGGAAGUCAAUAGUAAUGUGGAUCCCAGGGACAAUCUCUACCUCAAGGACUGGCAUCUGGCCGCCCAAAUGCCGGGAUAUAACUUCUAUAAGGUGCCUAAAUACUUUGCCUCCGAUUGGCUCAACGAACAACUGAUUGACCAGAAGAAGGACGACUACAGAUUCGUCUAUAUGGGACCCAAGAACUCAUGGACAUCCUACCAUGCCGAUGUGUUUGGCUCCUUCAGUUGGUCCACCAAUAUUGUGGGUGUCAAGAAAUGGAUUAUAAUGCCGCCGGGCGAAGAGCUCAAACUGAACGAUCGCCUGGGAAAUCCGCCAUUCAGCAUAGACGAGAAAAUGCUAGAAGAGCACAAUGUCCGAUAUUACACCAUCAAUCAGCGGGCCAAUGAAGCCGUAUUCGUUCCCAGCGGCUGGUUCCACCAGGUGUGGAAUCUAACGGACACCAUAUCCAUCAAUCACAACUGGUUCAACGGCUGCAAUAUAUCCCUGGUCUGGCAGAACCUCAGGAACAAUUUGAAGGCCGUUUGCAAGGAGAUCUCCGACUGCCAGCAGAUGGAUAACUUUGAGGCCCACUGCCAGACAAUGCUGAGGGCCAGCUUCGGUAUCAACUACCUCGAUUUUAUAGGGCUCCUGGAGUUCAUAGCCACUCGCCGGUUGGCCGAGGAAACCUCAACCACCAAGUUUUUACUAUUCGAUAGCUAUAGGAAAAAUGAUUAUCAUGUGCAAUACGAUCUCGAGUGCUUGAGGAAGAUCACAAAGACACUCACAGAGGAUCCGACUAUCCAGCGUAGUCCCCUGCAACUGGAGGAUCGCUGCCAGCGAUUGCUCGCCCGAUUAGAAAACUAGUAAUAGCACAUGGAAAAGGCCUUGGCUUAUUUUUAUACCAAACUUGUAUUCAUAUACAACCGAUAGUCGUAAUAUUUUAAUACAGAUAUUUAAACGCCCAA